This is a messenger RNA of Sarcophilus harrisii (Tasmanian devil), 1276 nucleotides long. It is a transcript of the gene SRD5A2, whose product is annotated as steroid 5 alpha-reductase 2. The transcript is spliced from 7 exons. The coding region runs from base 1 to 1179 and encodes 392 amino acids. The record is from RefSeq and is a predicted model, not a curated record. Gene Ontology annotation, biological process: steroid biosynthetic process. Gene Ontology annotation, molecular function: 3-oxo-5-alpha-steroid 4-dehydrogenase activity. Lineage: Eukaryota; Metazoa; Chordata; Mammalia; Dasyuromorphia; Dasyuridae.
AUGAGAAAGAAGCCAGUGGAGAGUAACUUCAUUAGCAAAGUCAUGUAUGCCAUCGUGAAGUGCAGCCCACUGAAAUGGUGCAUUAUGCCUUAUAGGGAGAUCCUCAGAGUUAACAUUUCACACCCAGGGCUACCUACCAACUCCACAGGAACCUAUGAAGAGACUUGGCAGAAGUAUGAAAGGCUAGGAGUAGUGGCGGUGGCCGAAACUGAUGGAUUGGAGCCUCGGGGCUUACAAAAAUUACUAGGAAUGGAUCCACUUUCUUCUCUCGCCUCCCACAGUUUCUGCUCAGCUGAGCCAGCAGCCUGGAGAGUGGAAGGGGCGGACACGGGGAAGUGUCUCUGUCCCCAUAAAGGAACCUUUGGGGGCUGCGCUCCUCACACCCGGAGUGGUGGUGAGAGGCGCACUGUCGUGAUACUCAUGACAUGCCAAUUGAGCCCGGUGCUGGCUGGCAGCGCUGUGAUGAUCGGCUUCGGGUUGCUUAGUAUGCUGUCUUCCGGACCCUCAAACUAUGGCAAACAGGCCAACAGCCUUUUGCCCUUGGCCACCCGGUUGCCAGCCCGCGUAGCCUGGUUCCUCCAGGAACUCCCCUCUUUCUUGGUGCCCGCUGGGCUGAUUGCCUGGCAGCCCCAACCACAUUUCGGCUUGCCGGGGACCUUACUGCUUGGCCUCUUCUGCGGACACUACUUCCACAGAACAUUCAUUUACAGCCUUCUCACCAGAGGAAGUCCUUUUCCACUCAAACUACUUUUUCCAGGCCUUAUUUUCUGUACCGUGAAUGGCUUCCUUCAAGGACACUAUUUAAUUUACUGUGCUGAAUACCCUGAUGAAUGGUUCACUGAUGUCCGGUUUACUUCAGGUAUCUUUUUAUUUUUCUUGGGAAUGACAAUCAAUAUUCACAGUGAUUAUUUACUACGCCACCUCAGAAAGCCUGGAGAAACCUCCUAUAAGAUUCCACAAGGAGGACUGUUCACUUACAUAUCUGGAGCCAACUACUUUGGUGAAAUAGUGGAAUGGAUUGGCUAUGCCAUGGCAACCUGGUCAUUACCAGGUUUGGCCUUUGCCUUUUUCUCACUAUGUUUUCUUGGAAAACGAGCUCGUGAGCAUCACAGGUUCUAUCUCAAGAAGUUUCAGGACUACCCUAAGUCUCGGAAAGCCAUCAUUCCUUUCAUAUUUUAAAAUCACAAAUGACAGACAAAAACAGAACAUUUUAAAGCUGCUGAACUUGAUAACUGAGUUCCCCUAUAAAUAAUAAAGUUAAUGAUGAUGAUGAAAA